UCACUAAACAAUGUGAACUCCGUACGCAGGCUGGGGAGACUAUUGACCGGGCAUGAAAAGAAUGGUCAUUUUUAGUGGCGAAAGAAAACAGGGAAAAAGUGGUCUGGCCGAAGUGUGACCCGAGAAUUAGCGAGUUUGAUUGUCACCCCACCGGGGGCAAAUUUCCUGUCCUGGAAACAAAAGAGGUACCCGAGGAGAAACCUUGGUGGACUUGACCAUGCAUGCAUGAUCAGGGCUGUCUUUCCUUUGCGCCAACAAGCAACAAGGGCUGAGGCAACCCAUUGUGCCCCGGCUCUAUAUAAACCACCGUCUCGUUAUCAGUGAGGCAUUAAGAUUACUGAGCUGGCGAUCAACAAACACCUGUUAAAAAACCAAAGCAACAUUUGCAUGAGAUAAAUAAAUUUGAAGUUGUGGACUUGCUGUUUACGCGGAGGUUGUGAGAGUACAGAGGAAAUUGAGUGGACACACAAGAGCACUCGACCGUCUGUUUCUGCUUUUGAACCGUCUGGAUUUGCUGCAUUAUAGGAAAAUUUAACUGAAAUAUUUGGUCGUUAAUUAGUCCAUAACUGCUGCAAUUAACACUGCAUCUGUGUUCAAGAUGGGUUGUUUUUCUCUCCUAUUUUACGCCCUGAUUCUAAAGAUGACGGCGAUGCAAAUCGCCGGACAGGAGAUUGGCUGGUUCACCCAGACUCCGCUAGACGCUGCUUUACUAGAAGGUGACUCAGUGGUCCUGAAAUGCCAGUUGGAUAUCAGAAGGAUCGUGGAACACGGCGAGUACAAAGUCACCUGGUCCAAAAACGAGAAGAAACUGAACUUCACCGACCCGGAACACUCGCAUUACUGGCUGACCGGCGACCCCCACUCGGCCCAGUACUACCUCCUCAUCUCGCAGGCAGAUUUAGCCGACUCGGGUGUCUUCUCCUGCGCCGUGUUUGAGAACAUCGGCACGGAUGCUGGGGCCGAUUUGUGGAUCAUGCACGCCGUGACGACGGCUAUGGUGCAGGUCGUCGUGCGGCCGUCUCCCCCGGAGUGCCGCAAGACCGACCUGGACGUCCCAGCCAACCGGACCCGCCCGGACAUCAACUACGAGGGCGAUCUGAUCGAGCUGGCCUGUACAGGAUACCUCAGCCAUCCCUCCUUCACCCUCACGAUGACCUGGAAGGGCCAGGUCAUCACCGCAGGUGACGGAGCGUGGAUCCACAUCGACGAAGAUCAAGUCCAAGAGCAGGCCUACCGCGUCACGGCAGACUACCAAGACAACGGUGCCUCAUUCCAGUGCACCCUCACCUCCACCGAAUUGGACUACAAUGAAACCUGCGAGAUGGUCGCCCUAAACAUCCUCCACGAACCCAAGCUGUUCUUCGUCUCAGACCGGAGUGAGGUGCACCAGGGUGAGUCUCUGACCGUCUCCUGCUUAUCCGUCAGCAACCCCUCCCAAGUCUUCUUCAGUUGGCACACGGAACCCGCCCAGACAGUUUCUUACCGAUCAGGGAGACAAGUCUUACAAAUCCCCAGCGUCUUAUCCGACACAGGUUUUCUGAACAUCACCUGUGUUGUGACUAACGAUCACGGGGUGUCUAUUUUAUCCACACUGGUACCCGUCCUCCCUAACACCACCGAGCCCGUACCAACCCAACCCGAAGUGCCCAUCCCACCUGAGCCUAUCGUGCACACAACCCCCGAGGAAUCAACUCAAGCUCCGCCCACCAAUCCCUCCACUUCAGCUCCAACAACUCAACCUGGAGUGGAACCUGUCACCAAACCCGACAAAACUACUACCAAGACGCCCACCAAAGAAACCACGCCAUCUAAAGACAAUCAAGGCUUGUACAACCACCACAGCACCAUGAGCACCCCAGUCAUCGCAGUUCUCGCCAUCCUCCCAGUCAUCAUCAUCGCAAUCCUCAUCCUCAUCUUCGUCUUCCUCUACAAGACGGUGAAACUCAGCACCAAGCGACGAGACGACGAGAUACGCGUGGUCUACCGCGACGGGGCCAGCACGGUCAUCGACAGACGCACCCACGGCAUACGCGGUAACUUGAACGUGACCGUGGAACCUGCUGCCGUCAAUGAGGGCGCAGUUGUGCCAACGGACGGCAUGGAGCCUGGUGCGUACAGCAUGCCUCCACCUUACACCAAGGGAGAGCUACCAAGUGUGUUGGACACCACAAGCGUGGCUGCAGGCGGUCAAGAUGCUCUGUACUUCGACGAGAUCGAGAAGGGAGACAGUCACACGUACGUUGACGUGAAGCUCUAAGAAAGAAACUGGAGUUGGAGCUCGUGGUCUGGAGAGAGCUGGGGGUGAUGGUUAAAUAGGUACCAAUUAGGAUUUUUAUUUAACGGGAAGAAGACUGAAAGAGCUGAGAGGCA
This is a messenger RNA of Patiria miniata (bat star), 2370 nucleotides long. RefSeq lists its product as uncharacterized. NCBI's taxonomy places the organism in Eukaryota, Metazoa, Echinodermata, Asteroidea, Valvatida, Asterinidae. The record is from RefSeq and is a predicted model, not a curated record. The transcript has a single exon. The coding region runs from base 599 to 2257 and encodes 552 amino acids.